AGGGCUGGGGUGGUGGCACUGGACUGGUGUCCGAAGGGACAGGGGCGUCCCAGGGCGUGGGCAGGCUUCUACGUGGGGUUCCGACCUUUCAGGGCCAGCUGCAGGGACAGCUAAGCGGCCAGCAAGGUUCAGAGGACAGACAUGGAAGUUGGUGACUCCUCGGUCCCCCUGGACUACGCGGCCUCAAAGGCUUACAGCUCCAGAGGCGCACUGGAGGGGCAGAGCGGCCAGUCCCCUGCUGCCAAGGGCCAGGAAUCCCUGGACAGUUACUCUUUCUUCACUGAAAGGGAUGGGAUAGUGGCCCCCAAAGAGGAAGGUGAGGAGUCUGAGAGCCCCCUGAGGGAGCAGGACCUGAAGGAAGCCUACAUCCAGCUUGUCCAUGGUGUGCAGGAGUGGCCAGACGGCAGUGUUUACCGAGGGGAGUUUGGGCUCAACAUGAAGCUUGGAUAUGGUGAAUUCUCCUGGCCCACGGGUGAGACCUACCACGGGCAGUUUUAUCGGGAUCACUGCCACGGCUUGGGCACCUACAUGUGGCCCGACGGCUCCAGUUUCACGGGCAUGUUUUACCUUAGCCAUCGAGAAGGCUAUGGCACCAUGUACAUGAAGACAAAGCUUUUCCAGGGGCUGUAUACAAUGGACGAGCGGUUUGGGCCGGGUGUUGAGACCUACCCCGAUGGCAGCCAGGACGUGGGACUGUGGUUCCGGGACCAGCUCAUCAAGCUGUGCACGGAGGUUCCCAGCAGCUUCUCCCUGCUCAACUUCCCUGAGUUCUCCAUCUUUCUUCUACGCCCCCGGGAGAGAAUCCGUCUCUCGGAGGAGGAGGAGGUGGAGUGGGGCCCGCCCGAGGGGCAGGACCCCUUCUUCUAUGAGUAUAAGCGGUUUCUCCUGAAUGACGACCUGAGGCUUCCUCCAGAGACGCACGUCUACUCCACCGACAGCAGACACCUGCCCCUGACAGCCUCCUUCCGCAGAGAGCUGGACGCCCGGAUCUUCGCUAAUGAGAUCCCGCCCUUCAUUGAGGAUGGAGAGCCCUGGUUUAUAAAAAACCCAACUCCCUUGUUGGUCAAAAUGCAGACACAGACUUACAAGUUCAGGAACAAGAAGGCUCACAGCAGCUGGAAUAUGGGUGCCAUCCUGGAAGGGCGCCGCGAUGGCUUUGCACGUUCUGGGCCUAAGGAGCGGCUUUCCGUAGAGAUGAUCCUAAAGGCUGAGGAAGGGGACCGUGACUGGAUCUACGGAAUCCUGAAGGACGACCUCGCCCAUCCGGACGUGGCUGACGCCACGGGCUACACUGUGCUUGCAGCGGCCGCUGCACACUGUCACAUCGACGUGGUCAGCCUCCUCCUGGACCAUGGGGCUGACGUGAACAAGUGCACGGACGAGGGCCUCACGCCGCUCAGCAUAAGCUUCCUCCUCUACUAUCCCAGCGCGUCCUUCAGGCCCAACGUUGCGGAGAGGACCUUGCCCCAGGCACCUCCAAAAUGCCCGGUCACCCUGAGCUGCUUUCCGGAUGUGAACGUGGAGUCUCUCCAUGAGGCCAGUGUGCCCGCCCAGAGCCUGGAGGAGGGCAGCCUGUCCCCGGGCACACGGCAGUCUCCAGAGUCCACGGGUCAGCAGAGCAGCCCUCCGAGGGAGGAGUCCCCCUCCAUGCAGGGCAGCGCCAGCGACGGGGACAGAGAGCUGGGGGAGAAGGCGGAAGCCGUGGACGCGCGCACCCUGAGCAGUGAGGAGUCCAAGUUCCAGUCCAUGGUCUGCAUGUACAACUACUCCAUCCAGCUCUCCAGGGAGAUCCUGGAGAAGAGCGCCCAGGCCUACAGCACGCUGCAGGGGCCCUGCCUGGACAAGGGCACUGUGCGGAGGAUGGCACAGUGCAUCGCCAAACAGAGAAACCGGUGGCUGACCAUCCAGCUGCUGCUGCGCCGCGGUGCGGACCCCAACCUGUGCAGCGUGCCCAUGCAGGUGCUGUUCCUCGCCGUGAAGGCCGGCGACGUGGACGGCGUGAGGCUGCUGCUGGAGAAGGGGGCGCGGACUGACAUCAGGUACCCACCACAGCUGGGGUCCCUGACUCCACUCCACAUUGCUGCUGCCCUUCCAGGGCAGGAGGGGGUCAGGAUCACAGAGCUGCUGCUCCAUGCUAUCACCUAUGUGGAUGCCAAGGCGACUGACCAGGACCACAUGUACAAGCUCAGCAAGCUGGACCUGCCGCCCUCAAGCCUGAAGCUCAACAAUGAGCCAGGCCCACCCAGCACCUACUACAACAUGAACACGUGUGUCCCCGAAGAGGGAGGCAGGACAGCUCUGCACGUGGCCUGUGAGCGGGAAGACAGCAAGAAGUCUGCCAGGGACAUAGUUCGGCUCCUUCUCUCCCACGGGGCUAAUUCCAACCUGCUCUGGAGUGGCCACUCCCCGCUCUCCCUGUCCAUCGCUAGUGGGAAUGACCUGAUCGUGAAGGAGCUCUUGUCCCAGGGAGCUGACCCCAAUCUGCCCCUGACCAGAGGCUUGGGCAGCGCCCUGUGUGUUGUGUGUGACCUGGCCUAUGAGCAUCAGAGGAGCACUGACAAUAAGAUAGCGCUGAUUGACCGGCUCAUUGACCAUGGGGCUGACAUCCUGAAGCCCAUGACGCUCACACAGGGAGACAAGGUGGCAGUGGGCACAGCUGUGGACUAUGGCUACUUCAAAUUCUACCAGGACCGGAAGAUCGCCCACUGCCCCUUCCACGCGCUGACGCCCACAGAGCGGGAGACGUUCCUGGCCAGGAAGAAGCUGCUGGAGUACAUGGGUGUGCAGCUGCGAAGGGCAGUGCUUGCCAGGGAGAGCCAGUGGGACGCCAGGGAGCUGCAGCUCAGCAAGAGAGACAGUUUUGAAACCACUGGAGCAGUCAGCCCACAAGGAGUAGAGCCAAUACCUGGAUAUGCUCAAGAAGACAGACUGCCAGAGGAGUCUGUCCACGCCACUGCCGUCCAGGGCGCACCCAGGAGGGUCACAGCACCAGGAGCUUCACGUUGUGGUGGUGAGGUGUAAACUGCACCAUGCAACCCGCUGGUCACUAAAUAAGCAGGCAAACAGCAUCACGAAGCCUGGUGGGGUGGGGGCAGCACCUACGGCUGCCCCAGUGUGUCAGCUACGGUGCUGGACAGCACGUGACCAUAAGUCCUGCAGACACACCCAGACACAUGCAUGCCCUGCAGAGACCAGAGGCCAGAGGCACAGGGAGGACUCACAGCAGCCUCAUGGGCAUGUUCAGUAAUCGGGAAAGCUUGAUUAAGAAGCAAAGGAAGGUGUGACUGAACGUCCUGGCAGGGAAUUUUGACAUAGGAAGAGAAAGGACCCAAAAAGGGCAAAGUGGACCUCUGAACCUCAAACUCCCGCAGCCUCAAAAUGGAAACCUUGGCUAGAGGGUCCCAGUGUGGCAGGAAAAAGGAACCAAGACACCUGAAGGCCAGUGAUCAAGAUGGCGCUAUCUGAAGAGAGAAAAAGCAGGAAGGAGGAUGAACCACACUCAGUGAUUGGCACUCUGUGUGGCAGGACUGCCAGAGCAGGUGGGAGCAAGCAGCACCAAGUGUCCAGCAGGGGCAGGCGGCUCAAGUAUCCAGCAGGGGCAAGCGGCUCCAAGUGUCCAGCAGGGGCAGCAGCUCCAAGUGUCCAGCAGGGGCAGCAGCUCCAAGUGUCCAGCAGGAGGAAGCAGCUCCAAGUGUGGAGCAGGGGCAGCAGUUCCAAGUGUCCAGCAGGGGCAAGUGGCUCCAAGUGUCCAGCAGGGGCAGCAGCUCCAAGUGUCCAGCAGGGGCAGCAGCUCCAAGUGUCCAGCAGGAGGAAGCAGCUCCAAGUGUCCAGAGGGGCAGCAGCUCCAAGUGUCCAGCAGGGGCAGCAACUCCAAGUGUCCAGCAGAAAACCCAGGCCAGGAGAUCUCCAGAGCAGCAAGAGGAGAGCAGCGCCCAAGCACAGGGAGAUGGCCAGGUCUGCAGCUGGCUGCUUAUCAAAAACGACUGAGUAACGAGGGAAAAAUCAGAACAUCCCACAUAAGCAGAGUGGAGACGAUCUGUUCCCAGGAGACCCCACUGAUGAGACGUCCCAGGGGAUUCUGACCAAGCAGGUGGAUGCAGACCAAGUUCAGGGCUGCACAGAGAGGGGACGCCAUGUGCUUGCUUGCUGCUCAUUUCCUGUCUUAUUUGGCAGCAGUCAUAGUGAUAUGUAAUUUCUACCUUUGGCGUGGUGGCACGGGGGAUGUGGACCUACCCUGCAGCGAGAGGGAAAUGUCAGGACAAAGCAAAGCACCCAGCCACCGAGAUCUCAGCAGAUGGUCCAAAGAGCAUGUGACAUAUAAAGAAAUCUUCAUUCAGUAAAAUCAGCUAAGACGCAGGGGGCCCAGGGCAGCAGCGGUGCCAAACUGAGAUCCACACUCCGGCCCCACUCAGAGGCAGCAAGCCCCCUCCAGGCCGCUGUGGCCAAAGAACCCCCAAGGAGGACUGUCUCUCCAGGAGGGACAGAUGUCACUGACCCACUCCUGUCCCAGCUGCCUCUUCUGCAGCCAGUCUGGACCUUGUGAACCUUACCGUGUCUGGGGACUAAGGCUCCAUUCUUAUGCUCAGACCCCGUGCACGGGACGGAAUGUCAACCCUGCAUACAGUGCCACCGAGAACCUUGGUCUCAGGAGCGAGGCAGGCUUCCUGCUGGAGGGCACGCUUGGAAGUCGGGUCCACCUCCCUUCUCUGCUGAGUCUCAGCUCCCAACGUGGGGGUGUCACCAAGACGGAAGUGUGUCACUGUCCCAGCACCCUCUCCAGAGCCAUGGCUCAGGGAAAUACCCAGAGAAGCACCUCAUGACACACAAAGCUCUGACUCUGCCCAGGAGGGCGACUUCCUUGCAACCGACCAUGAAGUUCAGGCUGACGGUGCCUCCGUCACUGGCCUCCUGGAGGCCACAGCAAACAGCUGGCAGAUGGGUUGCAGAGAUCAGCCAAAGUAUGAUGUGGCUAAGGUGCUGGAGGAAGGUGGGAUCAAGCUGCUGGAGAGUCCUCCUGGUUAGGGCCCUGGGAGCUGAUUUGCCUGGGUCGGUCUUCGCAGCAAUUUACGUUCCAGGGUUGGCUUGAAACCCUGGAGCGUCCGUCAGCAAUUAGCAGAGCUGAAUGGCAGGGUCUGUCAGGGCAGGGCCGGCCAAGGAGAGCAGCCCAGGGUGACCAUGGCCUUGUGCUGCAGGGGGAAGUAGAUGUCCUGAGUGCACUCAGCUGGUCACUAAACAAGCAGGCCAAGAAGCAUGACCAGCUCUCCAGCCGGGGAGGAACCAGGGGAAAAGACAGGGCCUUGGUGCAGGGGAAGCUGAGGCUCUGAGCGGGGAGGCGAGAUAGAACCUGUGCUGGCCUGUGGCCAGGGGCCCACGGGGCGGGGACAGUGCUGGUUGGGCAGGAGGCAGGAGCGGAGUCACUGAGGUUGGCCCUCCGGCUCGGGGCCCUGCCCGUGGGGUGCUGAUGUGG
Messenger RNA from Sciurus carolinensis (gray squirrel), 5467 nucleotides. RefSeq names its product ankyrin repeat and MYND domain containing 1 (gene Ankmy1). The record is from RefSeq and is a predicted model, not a curated record. Lineage: Eukaryota; Metazoa; Chordata; Mammalia; Rodentia; Sciuridae. The transcript has 16 exons. Gene Ontology annotation, molecular function: protein binding. Bases 142 to 3021 code for a protein of 959 amino acids.